This is a messenger RNA of Carlito syrichta (Philippine tarsier), 1605 nucleotides long. It is a transcript of the gene DND1, whose product is annotated as DND microRNA-mediated repression inhibitor 1. Gene Ontology annotation, biological process: negative regulation of miRNA-mediated gene silencing; mRNA stabilization; germ cell development. Gene Ontology annotation, cellular component: nucleus; cytoplasm. NCBI's taxonomy places the organism in Eukaryota, Metazoa, Chordata, Mammalia, Primates, Tarsiidae. Gene Ontology annotation, molecular function: mRNA binding. Bases 45 to 1115 code for a protein of 356 amino acids. The transcript has 4 exons. The record is from RefSeq and is a predicted model, not a curated record.
GGAGGAAGUUAUAAAGAGGGUACGAGCGAGCCCGCGGGAGAACCAUGCAGACCAAGCGGGAGUAUGAGCUAUGGUGCGAGAGGGUGAAUCCAGAGAACAAGGCAGCGCUGGAGGCAUGGGUCAGGGAGACGGGCAUCCGCCUGGUGCAGGUGAACGGGCAAAGGAAGUAUGGCGGGCCACCCCCAGGCUGGGUGGGCAGCCCGCCGCCAGCCGGGUCAGAGGUGUUCAUCGGGAGGCUGCCCCAAGACGUGUACGAGCACCAGCUGAUCCCCCUGUUCCAGCGCGUGGGCCGCCUCUAUGAGUUCCGCCUGAUGAUGACCUUCAGCGGCCUCAACCGCGGCUUCGCCUACGCCCGCUACAGCUCGCGGCGCGGCGCGCAGGCCGCCAUCGCCACGCUGCACAACCACCCACUGCGGCCGUCCUGCCCGCUGCUUGUGUGCCGCAGCACGGAGAAGUGCGAGCUGAGCGUGGACGGGCUGCCGCCGAGCCUGAGCCGCCGCGCCCUGCUGCUCGCGCUGCAGCCGCUGGGUCCCGGCCUGCAGGAGGCGCGGCUACUGCCCAGCCCCGGGCUGGCGCCCGCGCAAAUUGCACUGCUCAAAUUCGGCUCGCACCGCGCCGCCGCCAUGGCCAAAAAGACCCUGAUGGAAGGGCAGUCACACCUCUGUGGAGAGAAGGUGGCUGUGGAAUGGCUCAAGCCAGAUGUGAAGCAGCGACUCCGUCAGCAGCUUGUAGGUCCCUCCCUGCGGUCCCCACAGCCUGAGGGCAGCCAGUUGGCCCUGGUCAGGGACAAGCUAGGGUCCCAAGGGGCUAGGGCUACCCUGCAGUUGUUGUGUCAACGAAUGAAGCUGGGCAGCCCAGUAUUCCUCACCAAAUGUCUGGGUACAGGACCUGCUGGCUGGUACCACUUCUGGUACCAAGUGGUGAUCCCUGGGCACCCAGUGCCCUUCAGCGGCCUCAUCUGGGUUGUGCUGUCCCCAGAUGGGUAUGAUGGGCAGGAUGGGCAUGAGGUGGCCAAAGAUGCCGUGUCUGCACAGCUGCUAGAGGCACUCAGUGAGUCUGGGGCCAGCCUCUUGUGGGCUGCUGGGGCUGAGGCAGGUACCAUGAUUAAGCAGUGACCCCAUUCUCUCUCCACAGGCAGCUUUAAUGGGUAGGCAGAGCCUGUGUCAUUGUCCAGCCCAGCAGGCCUGGGUGAUCACUAUCUGACCCCAAAAGGGGGGACACAUAGGCCUGCCCCAGGCCUGAUACAACUUCCCUGCUGGGGCAGGCCCCAUCACACCUGGUGGUAGCUCAGUUUUAGCUAAAGUUUUGGUGAGGGAUCUUGCCCUCCCCCUCCCAGCCUAGAUUCUGACCUGACCCUGUGAUCUCCCUUGGCCAUUACCUCUGACUCACCCUAAUAACUUCCCCCCCUCUCCCACAGCUUGGCAUGAAUCUUCAUUAUCUUCCUGAUUUGUCCUCUUUGCUGGGUUUUUAUGGGGGGGGUAACUGAGCCAAAAGGUCAGAAAUUCCACCUUUUCUCCCCACCACGUGGCAUUCGGAUUUUGGUUUAUGUAUAGUUUUGACUUUUUCUAUGCUGGUUGUAUUUAUAUUAAACCCCUGGUUAAUAUA